Messenger RNA from Symbiodinium sp. CCMP2456, 1755 nucleotides. NCBI's taxonomy places the organism in Eukaryota, Dinophyceae, Suessiales, Symbiodiniaceae. The record is from the annotation of a GenBank genome assembly.
AUGGCUGCAUUGAAAGCGAAGCCGCUACUGAAGUUCGCAGACGAGUCGGCCCUCCUUGCUCCGGAGGGAGCAGAACUCGUGCGGGAGCUCACAGGACGCAUUUGUCCAGUCAUCUUCGUCGGCGAUGGGCGGGCCGGGAAGUCCUACCUGGCUUCGUGCUUGGUGGGCACAGAGGAUGCCUUCGUCUCCAGCGAUUCUGCGGAGUCUGUGACCGAAGGCAUCGAUGCCGUCGCGGUGCCCGUGGAUGGAGACACCUUGUUGAUCUUGGAUUGCGAAGGUGGCAACAAUGCCAUGGCGGCCAUCCGGAGCCUGGUGAAUGUCUUUGGGCUUCUCCUCGGGAGCCAGGUUGUCUUCGUCGCGAACGGAAUGGCAACCGAGCAGGCUUUGCAGACCUUGGGUGUUUCCCUGGCUGCACGAUCGCUGCUCCGCUUGGACGAAUCGUGCAAGCUGCCAGAGCAGGAGCUGGUGUUCGUUGUGAACAAGAAUACCCUCAGAUAUGAGGGAAGUGCCUUGGAGAAGAUUCUGCAGCAACAGUUCGACGAUCCGGGUCGGCAGGAGCUUCGCGACACAGUCAGGGAGUGCUUCCCGGACAGGAGCUUCUUCACGGUCCCACUUAUGGGAAUGCCGACUUUUGACGAGUCUGUGAGUGCCUUGCGCUCGCAUCUUGUGGCCCGCCGAAAGCCACUGGAAAUGGGUGGUGUUCAUGUGACUGGCAGGCAUCUUGCCGGCGUGAUGGAGCUCGUGGUGGCAGAGGUGCGGAAGUCCCAGCAGGUGAACGUCCCAUCCAUGAACCGGUAUGUGAUCUACGAAGGAUUCCUGGUGCCAUUGACGCAGGACCUGACCGAGUUCGCUCAAUCCCAGCUGCCCGAGCUGUCAGACUACGACCCGCGACUGGAAGAGAGGAGUCCCAUCGAGGGGAGCCUGAAUCGUUUCGACCAGGCAUGCAGCCACUUGACAUGCGAGGCGCUCAAGCGCGAGGCUCGCCAGCUGCUUUCUUCGAAGCUCUGGGACCUGUGGAGCUGGUUGGAGGCCAAGAACGAGGUGCUCGGGAAUGAGAUCCGGGACUCCGUGCAGGAGACACGCGAGAUUGAGAUCAGCAACGCCAAAGCCCUGGUCGGAGGUGCAGGCCUCCUUCGCGAAGUGGUAGUCACCAAACAGCUCUUCCGAGAAGAGGGCCGCGCAGUCCUCCACCGCAAGAAAGGCGGGAAUCCGGAGUGCUUACCAUGGAAGUCCUUGGGUACGACCGUGACACGCACAAAGGAGUUCGCGUUCGAUUCCCUGCCUGCGCUGCCAAAGCUGCGUGGGUCACUGCUCAAAACCAGUCCAAAUCGCCUGCGAGCAAUGCUUCGUCUCCUUGGAGUUGACCAGCAGCCGCGAGUUUGCGUGGUUCAAGAUGGUCAUUUCAUGUGGUUUGAUGACGAAGGAGUGUCGACCAAAGGUCAAGCCAAGGGCUGCAUCAACUUUCUAGUGCACCGAGCGCAGAUACGAAAAGACGUGGCGGCGGAAACGGCUUUCGUGAUCUCUCCAGCAGAGCCACACGGCUGGCGGGAACCGUCGUCUUUCACCGGCGAUGCCCGGCGGUCCUUUUGCUUUGAUGCAUGCGAUGUUGAGACCUGCACUCAGUGGGUGGAGACCAUAGCAGAGCACAUUCGCUUCGGCAACUUGGCUGCCGAACAGAUGGGUGCAGCGCUGGGAUGGCACGUGAAGGUCCAGAAACCGAUGUUGUCCCAGCUCGAUAGCGACAUUCAGGUUUGA